GGGAGGCGGAGCAGGACGAAGCGGCCAGUUUCUGUAAGGGGCAGGGUUCGGUUGCUUCUGGUCGGUUUUGCUGACCUUUGUCCCCAGCCAUCUGAGUUUGCGCAUUGAGUACACAUCGUCAUUGCUUUACGUACUCACCAUAUUUCCAACCAGCGCCAGCAUGCAGCCGACAUGACCGUACCGUCGUCAUCGCCUCGACAUGUUCCUCAUUGCCGUCUCCCUCAUGUUGGGUGAUGUACAAGUAUACCGCUAUCUCCUUCGUCGAGAUCUGAGUCGUCGAGUCAUCGCCAUGAUUUGGACCCGGUCAGUGCCAGUAUACGUACGUAGUCGUCUUGGUCCAAACCAUCAUUCGUUGUGCACCCAUUAUCCAGUUUGUCCAUCCUCAGUUGAAGUGUUGAUUGGGCAGAAAGCGAGGAUGCGGACAGCGUUGGUUCUGCUAGUCUGGUGUUCGGCAACGGCCAGCCCAUUCGACCCUCACCGGAAGCCUCGCUUGUCGUCACAGUCUUUUUUCGAUGGCUGGUUCACCCGAGUAGUAGAUCACACGAAAGGGGUGUCAUUUGCUGUGGGUCGGUGUUUUUUCGGUUCGUUUCAGCCUGCUCACAGCUCCAUCUACAACGACAGUUGGGUGGCGCUUCUCUAUUCGGCUGCAGGAAGUACAGCCAUGGUAACAGAGCAACACUUUUUGGACCAGGCGGACGUACAGAUUACACCCCGAAGCAGUUCCACCCGGGCCGUUGUCUCGUCCUUCACUUGGGAGUCCUCGUUGGGUUCUCUUGUUGUAAACGACAGCAGUGCGAAGUUAAGCUUUCAGUUCAAGGCCUUGGGUGUCCGAGCCCAGUUGUCUCAUCGAUUGCCUUGGAGUAACGGUGCUCCAAAUUCAGCGGGGCCCGAGGGGUGGGUCGCUGAUCUGCCAUCCGAGCUCUUGCCCUGCCACUACUAUGUUCACAGUCUCGCAUCGAACGUGGAUUACACGCUGAAGCUCACCGAAGGCCAGGAAUCCUCGGAGGGAGUGGGCUUCGGGCACAUGGAGACAAACUACGGGACUGCAUUUCCAAGCGCUUGGAUAUGGGCUGAGGGCAUCAGCCCAACAGGACACGAGCAGCUGUUAUUGACAAGCGGCAAGUUUCCACCAGUGAAGGUCCAGUGUAUUGCAUACCGUUCCCUCCAGUUGGCUUGGGAUUUUCGAAGUGCGGAUCUCGAUUCUUUCAGGGUAAGUUUCGAUUCGACGGCUGGUUGGAUCCGUGUGGUUGCCAGGAGAAUAUUCCCUGAACGGGAGUUGCUUAUCAACAUGACAGCAGCACCAGGGUCUUUCUCGGACCCACUCUAUGUUCCUACAAGGAGUGGGUGGCGCAACAGUCCAGGGAGUGUGGAGUCGUACAGUGCACGUGCGUCUGUGGUUGCGUAUCAGGAUGGCCUCAAAGUCGAAUACUUGGAUCUUCCGUUGGCUGCCUUGGAAUUCGGAGGCAGUUACCGAAGCAAUGCCCGAGUUGCAGGAACGCAGAGAACCAGCGAGUUACUCGUGUGAUACGUCAUUCUGAGACACGCGCAGCCACUCGUGGACGUGACUUGUUUCAGCAGUUGGCAUGCCUGCGGUAGGUUCCAGGAGGCCAGUACUUGUAAGUGUUAGUUGUCUGCGGUAGGUUCCAGGAGGCCAGUACUUGUAAGUGUUAGUUGUCAGUUCCGAUGUGAGAGUACAAGGCGUGCAAGAUUUUGUCAACAAUUUUUGCCAGGGUCUGAGGUGUAUGUAGUUCCCGCCUCAGCUAGGUGCCGUGCAAGUGGUUUCAUGCUUCGGUGUACUUGGCCUCACAUGCAAGGAUACCUGUGGGACCGAGCGACCCUCUGAAAAUAGGUUUCAUCGCGCUCACAAGGUCAAGCAAACACAGCGCUGAGCUCGUCACCCGCAGCUCCCUUAUCUUCUCGCUCCUCCCUGGCGGCGAAUCUGCACAGCCGCGCCCGGACCCGCGGAAGGGCAGUCGUCCCCGAGGCGCGCCUGGCCGCAGCA
Prorocentrum cordatum is the source of this 2002-nucleotide messenger RNA. Lineage: Eukaryota; Dinophyceae; Prorocentrales; Prorocentraceae. The record is from the annotation of a GenBank genome assembly.